This is a messenger RNA of Penicillium bovifimosum, 423 nucleotides long. RefSeq names its product DASH complex subunit HSK3 family protein. The coding region runs from base 1 to 423 and encodes 140 amino acids. The transcript has a single exon. NCBI's taxonomy places the organism in Eukaryota, Fungi, Ascomycota, Eurotiomycetes, Eurotiales, Aspergillaceae. The record is from RefSeq and is a predicted model, not a curated record. Gene Ontology annotation, biological process: attachment of spindle microtubules to kinetochore. Gene Ontology annotation, cellular component: DASH complex.
AUGCCACUCCCAUCCCACCGCCGCCAAGACUCAAACACAACCUACACGCGCGCCUCAAUCCUGCCAGGAACAGGCCAAUACAACACAACAGCCACCCACACCAUCAACACAAACCCAAACACCACCUACAACUCAGGCUAUACGCCAGGCUAUAACACUGGCGCCUCAACACCCUCAAUGUCCGCCGCCAAAACGCGGCAGUACGCACACCUCCAUUCGCAGCUCGCGCAGCUCAACGCCAAUCUCGCGGAUACGGAGAACUUGCUCCGCAUGACUGCUGUGCAGGCGGGAGAUAUGCGGUUCCUGGGUGGGUAUGUUGGGGCGCUGUUUAUGGGUUCUGCUAAGGUUCUGGGGGAGGAGGGGGUUAAGGGGAAUGCGGAUAGGAAGGAGGGGGUAAAGAAGGAGGAUAGUGAGGAGGAUUGA